This is a messenger RNA of Rhinichthys klamathensis goyatoka, 474 nucleotides long. RefSeq names its product zinc finger protein 862-like. NCBI's taxonomy places the organism in Eukaryota, Metazoa, Chordata, Actinopteri, Cypriniformes, Leuciscidae. The record is from RefSeq and is a predicted model, not a curated record. Bases 1 to 474 code for a protein of 157 amino acids. The transcript is spliced from 4 exons.
AUGUUCUGUGGUGUCUGUCGGGGACAACCCAACCUGGCUGACAACUAUCUCAUGGAGAAGUUGAGGAAAGCCAAACAUUUCUCCAUCAUGAUUGAUGGGGCAACUGAUCGUGGCACCAUUGAAAAUGAAGCUGUCUAUGUCCGCUUCAUGGCAGACGAGGGUCCAGUAAAUGCUUUCCUCUCCAUUCCAGCUGUUAAGCAAGGAAAUGCUUCUGGGAUCCUGGAUGCCAUCUGUGCAGCAUUUGGAGAAGCUGGCAUUGAUGACUGGAAAGAACGGCUAGUGGGAUUUGGCGAUGGAGCAGCAGUCAAUGUCGGAUGCAGGAAUGGGGUGGCAGCGCAGCUUCUGAGGGACAUUCCAUACCUCAUCUCCAUACACUGUGUUGCUCAUCGCCUGGAGCUGGGUGUGACUAAAGCAAUUAACCCUCUGGGGUCUGAGGUCAAGAAAGCUGUCAAUCAAAAACUCAGUAACCAAUGA